AUGAACUCAUCAUGGGAGUCACUGCUGCAGGAUAUGGGUGAUGUCCUCAGUAGGGAUUACGUGGAAGGCUUUCUUAAGCAUGAAAUCGAUGCCCUCCACCAUCGGGAAACUUGCUGGCACCAGGCUGGGACCAAGGGUUUGUACGAGAUGCUUCGAGCCAACAUCUCAGAGUCUCCGGGAUGGAACCCGACGAUUGAAAGUGGUCUUUACAACGUAUCCAGCUUUGGCAAUGAUUACUCCAUCGAGCUUUUAACACGGCACUUCAUCGUUAAUGGAAUACAUAAGUCGACGUACAUGUGGCUCACUUUUGCGCACAUUUUUACGAUGGCCGCUGGUUUUUUCCUAGUGUAUCCAAUUAUCCUGUUGCUCCAGUCUGUUACCGUUCUAUGCGAUCUCAUCAACAAUCCAGUCGCGAAGCAUAAAGUCAAGAGAUGGGAAACAAUACUACAAGGAUUUGGCUUUUGCCCGCUCCUGAUUGCUGGCCUUACCACCGGAAUAUUAGCCAUGGGCACAUCUGAUCAUUUUAGGACUGAACAUGGCAUCAUCGGCAUUGUUACCAGCGUGCUGGCAUCCUUCAUCAUCAUCAUACAUUACAUCCAAGUCUACUUCAACUCACAGAUGAGCCGGACUGCACGCGGAACUUGGUGGCGUCAGAACAUCCAUUACUUCGACAUGGCUAUCUGUCAAAUAAUCCUCAUCAUUUCGGGAUUUGCUUUAUCUGAUGGGUUUGACGAUCUCGCCUUCAUGGGCCUUUGCGCCGUCCAGCUAUCGAUGCAAUGGUCAUUCUCACUGGGCAUGACAGUCGUCUUCAUCUGGAAUAGCGCUGUGGUUAUGAUGACCGCUCAGUGGUUCUUGGUUCGGAGGGCUGAGGGCGAAACAACACGGCUUUGGAGGCUGGUCCGCUUUCGACGCCGCCAGCGCACGUCACAGUCCCCCUUGAUCCCAAUGCAGGGUGAGCCUGACUCAAGCACUUCUUCGUUUGUUUGA
Fusarium keratoplasticum is the source of this 987-nucleotide messenger RNA. RefSeq lists its product as uncharacterized. The record is from RefSeq and is a predicted model, not a curated record. NCBI's taxonomy places the organism in Eukaryota, Fungi, Ascomycota, Sordariomycetes, Hypocreales, Nectriaceae. The coding region runs from base 1 to 987 and encodes 328 amino acids. The transcript has 3 exons.